Sardina pilchardus (European sardine) is the source of this 2030-nucleotide messenger RNA. RefSeq names its product nucleus accumbens-associated protein 2. Lineage: Eukaryota; Metazoa; Chordata; Actinopteri; Clupeiformes; Clupeidae. Gene Ontology annotation, molecular function: protein binding; RNA polymerase II cis-regulatory region sequence-specific DNA binding; DNA-binding transcription factor activity, RNA polymerase II-specific. The transcript has 6 exons. The coding region runs from base 230 to 2005 and encodes 591 amino acids. The record is from RefSeq and is a predicted model, not a curated record. Gene Ontology annotation, biological process: regulation of transcription by RNA polymerase II.
GGCUCUCCCAGGCUGAGUCUGCAGCGUUGCGAUGGAGCGGUGAGAUGCCGGCUCGGCCACCUCUGCAGAUCCGUCGAGGCGAGGAGUUCUGCGUCCGCCAGCACCGCCAGCAGCGUCCAGGACACCGCCCACGAUAAAGAUGCCCGCUGCUCAACAGGUUGUGAUCGUGGGCUGAGCGUGCGGAGAGUUUUGCCGAGGAGAGUCCCGAGGAGAGCCCCACUUGACCACCAUGUCUCACCUCCUGCACAUGGAGAUCCCCAACUUCGGCAGCGCCGUGCUGGACAGCCUGAACGAGCAGCGUCUCCUGGGCCAGCACUGUGACGUGGCCAUCAUGGUGAACGGUCAGGCCUUCAAGGCCCACCGCGCCGUGCUGGCCGCUAGUAGCCUCUACUUCCGCGACCUGUUCAGCGGCAGCGGGCAGGCGCUCUUCGAGCUGCCAUCGUCCGUCACGGCGUCCUGCUUCCAGCAGAUCCUGUCCUUCUGCUACACGGGCAAGAUGACCGUGUCGGCCAGCGACCAGCUGAUGGUCAUGUACACGGCCGGCUACCUGCAGAUCCAGAACAUCGUGGAGCGCGGCAUGGACCUGAUGUUCAAGGCCAACGCGCCGCCCUACUGCGACUCCCAGACGCCCGCCGGAGACGACUCCGCAGGGCACAGCCCGCCUCCGCUGCCCGACCACCAGCACCCGCCGCCCGUGCCCGCCUGCCACAUCAAGCAGGAGAAGGUGGAGACGCCGCUGUGCUCGCAGAGCGAGGAGGCCCGGCCGGGGGGGGGGGACGGAGGCGGGGGUGGCGAGGGCAGGGGGGGGGCGGGGGGCAAUGGCUCCAGGGGCAUGAUGCCCCGGGGCAGUGCCCUCUUCUACAGCGGCGUGGGCGCCAACGGAGGGCUCUUGGGCGUGUACCCGUACGACCUGGUGGCCGGCGAGAACACGAGCCCCGGCGCGUCCAGCCUGCCCGCCACCGACAGCCCCACGUCACACCAGAACGAGGACGAGGACCCGGAGGAGGACGCCUACGACGCGCUGCCCGGCGCCAAGAAGCUCUACGGCUACUCCAUCAACCCCUACGCCAUGCAGGACAAGAUGGAGCUGUCGUCCAUCCCGGUGUCCCUGGAGAGCCGCUACUGUGUGCUGCUGGGUGGUGACCGCGAGGCGCUGCCCGCCAGUCUGAUCAGCCAGAUCGGCUACCGCUGCCACCCUGCCCUCUACACCGAGGGCGACCCGGGCGAGAGACUGGAGCUCAUCGCAGGCUCCGGUGUGUUUAUGACGCGAGGACAGCUGAUGAACUGUCACCUGUGCGCGGGAAUCAAACACAAAGUGCUGCUGCGGCGCCUCCUCGCUGCCUUCUUCGACAGGAAUACACUAGCAGACAGCUGCGGAACUGGGAUCCGCUCGUCGAACUGUGACCCAAGUAGGAAGCCCUUGGACAGCCGCAUUCUGAACACUGUUAAGCUGUACUGUCAGAACUUCGCUCCCAACUUCAAGGAGAGCGAGAUGAACGUGAUCGCGGCGGACAUGUGCACUAACGCGCGGCGCGUGCGCAAGCGCUGGCUGCCCAAGAUCAAGUCCAUGCUGCCCGAGGCCAUGGAGGCGUACCGCAGCGCCGUGGUGGUGGGGGGGGCGGCCGACACCAACCAGGCCCCCGCCGCGAGCACCACCUUCCCCUUCGAGGCCGAGUUUAAGCACCUGACCACGGCCAGCCUGCAGGUGGAGCCGCACCUGUACGGAGACGCGCGCGACCCGCUCAGAACUCUCGGCCACUUCCCCGCGGGUCAGCAGGACGCCAAGGCUGCGGCGGCGGCCGGCGAGCAGGACGGCGGCGAGGCGGUGAAAGGCCGAGAGGACUCGGACGAGGCCAGGAGCCGCCCGGAGCCUGCCGAGAGGGGCGUGCUCAACAUUCACCACGGCAACAAGAAGGCCGACGCCCCCAGCUCCUCCUCCCCUCCAGCAAAGGCACACAGCGGCGACCAGCAGCCCGCGGAGAAGGCCCUCCCCGAGGAACAGUGAACUGUGCCCCCCCCCCUUCCUUAAC